Ceratina calcarata is the source of this 6439-nucleotide messenger RNA. RefSeq names its product LIM domain kinase 1 (gene LIMK1). Lineage: Eukaryota; Metazoa; Arthropoda; Insecta; Hymenoptera; Apidae. The transcript is spliced from 8 exons. The coding region runs from base 615 to 4040 and encodes 1141 amino acids. Gene Ontology annotation, molecular function: protein serine/threonine kinase activity; ATP binding; protein binding. Gene Ontology annotation, cellular component: nucleus; cytoplasm. The record is from RefSeq and is a predicted model, not a curated record. Gene Ontology annotation, biological process: actin cytoskeleton organization; protein phosphorylation.
AGAAUACAAUGUUAUUUGGGAGUUGACCGACAAGAUUCGUAUACUGGGAACCGUGCAAUGUUACGGGUUGUGUACGAGGCAUACGAAACGAUCUACGAUUUCUCUGUGUACGCUCGAUCCUUGGUGGAUCGCGUGGGCGUCCUGCUUUCCAAGUCUCCUGGCCCACGCUCUUUAUUUACGCGUUCUCACGAAUUCUAUUCGACUCCUCGAGUAUUAGCGAGCGUAUUAUGUUCUGAAGAAGCUCUCGCGGUCAUGGUGACGAGUCUUUCUCAUUGACAAGCCGCAGAUCCUUCGGGAAGAUCCGAUUUGUCGUCAGCUGGUUGAUAUAAGCUGAACGCUUACCUAAUGUCAACCGUGAAUCACGUUUCCUUCCUACUACACGUCCCUGACGCGCUCUUUUCCGUCCGACUGCUUACGUCCUGUUUGUUUUCGUAAACGCUGAGAUCUAAUGCACUCCUCUUCGACGAAUUUGUUCAUAUCUGAAGAAAGUAGAUGAAUUUGCAUCCGUUUUAAUCUCCAGUUUCUCAAUGUUCUCUGGAAUUCCUGUCACCUUACAGUGUCACACAAAAACGCAUGUGCUAACGUAAAUACACAACCCGGAACGAACACGUAAAAUGGAACAACACGUGGGGAGUGGAGAAAGUGGCGGGACGUUAACGUGCGCCGGAUGUCUCAACGCUAUCGACGAAGAUGAAUUCAUACAGGCGUUGAAUCAAGAAUGGCACAUCGAUUGUUUUCGAUGUUCAGCGUGCGACAUCGGCCUCUCCUCGUGGUAUUUUGAGAAGGAUGGGUUGCUGUUUUGUAAAGAUGAUUACUGGGCUGCCUAUGGUGAAGCUUGUCAGGGCUGCGGCCAGAUCAUCACGGGUCCCGUCAUGCUGGCGGGAGAUCACAAAUUUCACCCAGAAUGCUUUACCUGCAACUCUUGCGGAGCUUUCAUCGGGGACGGGGAGAGUUAUGCCCUUGUCGAGAGAUCCAAGUUGUACUGCGGCAAUUGUUACAAGAGGCAGAUGCAGCCGGUCAAUAGGACAGCUAAUCACUUCACGAGGAAACCGCAUAGCAUCAGAUUAGUGGAGAUACCCCCGAACACGUCGGAUCCUGAAAAGCAGAGAGGAAUCAAACUAACAUUAGACACAACUCCUAGUCCUCGAAAUUGUGGUGCUUUGCUACGCAUAUCAGAGUUAAUGAGAAAUGUGCGUGGAAAGAUCAGUAAGCUGUUGGCCUCUGUGAUGGAGGUUCUAUUUAGGCUAUGCUGCCACUUCUCUAAUCAUAGACUGAACAUGCCCAGCGAUCUCAUGUCUUUACAUAUCGGCGAUCGAAUACUCGAAGUAAACGGGACUCCGGUCAAGGAUCAACCCAUAGAGAGCAUCGAAAAUCUUAUACAAUAUUCCGACACAGUCGUACAGCUAACUAUUGAACACGACCCGGACGCAGUGUCGCGACAACCAACGUAUUCCUCGCCUUCCGCGGCGAUGCUUACGUCUGUCGCGAGUCCAAGAACGAGUCCUGACAACAAAGAACGAUUGUUCAAACGUCGGGACGAGGGAUACAUCAGUGGAACGCGAAGCAGACAACUGCGGCGUACCAGAGAUCCUAUGCAUAAAGGACGCAGCAGCUCCAUGUCGCGUCUUCUAGAUGGAUCCGCAGCAACGAAUCCUACGUGCGAUUUGAGCAGGACUAGAUCGUUUCGCGUUGAACCAAAGAAUCAAAGAAUAUUCCGUGCCAGCGAUCUAGUGAAGGGCGAGUUAUUGGGUACAGGAUUUUUCGGGCAAGUGUUCAAAGUCACGCACAGAGACACCAACGAAGUGAUGGUGCUUAAAGAACUGUACAGAGUAGACGAGGAAGCUCAGAAGAAUUUCUUAAAGGAGGUUGCCGUGCUACGUUCGCUACAUCACAAUAACGUUCUCCGGUUCAUCGGCGUUCUUUACAAAGACAAGAAGUUACACCUGGUCACCGAACACAUAGCAGGAGGAACUCUGAGAGCGUUGCUGCACGACACGAACGAAAUUCUGCCGUGGGAACAGCGUGCGUCGUUCGCUAAAGAUAUAGCCGCCGGCAUGGCUUACCUACAUUCCAUGAAUAUCAUUCACAGAGACUUGAAUUCGCACAAUUGUCUCGUGCGCGAAGAUAAGACUGUGGUCGUGGCCGAUUUCGGCUUGGCUAGGAUAAUGCAAAACGGCAAUUCACCCGACAAUUACAAAUACAGCAGACAUUCCGACGGAGAGCCGAGAACGUCGAGAAGAGAACGGAAGAAGAGAUACACGGUCGUCGGAAAUCCGUAUUGGAUGGCACCGGAAAUGAUGAACGGGAAUAAAUACGACGAGAAAGUAGAUAUAUUCAGUUUUGGUAUCGUCGUCUGCGAAAUAAUUGGGAGGGUCUACGCGGAUCCUGAUUACCUACCAAGAUCAAAAGACUUUGGAUUGAAUCAACAUGUGUUUAAGGAGAAAUUCUGUGCGAACUGUCCAGAAAUGUUUUACAGGAUCGCUUUCCUAUGCUGCGAUUUAAAUCCCGACAAGAGGCCUCCGUUCGAGGUGAUGCAGGUUUGGUUAGAUGGAUUAGCAACGCAUUUAUCGUUGGGUGUCGAAUUGCCGUCGGAUUUAGAGUUCGAUAUCAGAAAUUAUACGGGGCCCAGCACGAGCACGAGCGGCUCCACUACUCCAGAGACUAUGCCCCCGCAAUUGAAGCUUAUCAAGGAAGGUCAAGUGCAUCAGGAAACGAAACCACGCGGUUUUUGCGACGACAGCACUUUGGAACGCGAAGAUGCGCCCAAUAGCAAUACGCUCCAAGUGCCUGACGUGAUAACUCCUCGAGGGAGGUACACGAGACAAAACAGUAAAACGAGUGAAGCGUCUACGAAUAGUUACUCGAGGCAGAACUCGAGGUCCAAGGAAGAAAAACCGGAGGUCGUUGUAUCUCCAGAGUCCGGUGGAUUCACCGGAUGUUUUUCGAGGCAGGGUAGCAAGUCUGAUUCGUCCAGUGACAAACAGGACUCGUACGUAAAGCAGAACGACGAGUCGGAUUUGAAAAGAAUACCGACUAUUGGAAAGAUUCGAUACGUGGGUAGAGCGAGUCCGUGCUCUUUAUCAGACACUCCUGAGUACAUUAUCGAUAACAAGUGCUCGUACAAAGUGAAUAAUCUGAAUUGUAAGUCCGCCGAAAAGAUUGGUGAAUAUAAUUCGAACGGUGGUCCGUCGAGGACUAAGCUGGAGAAUAAGUUCAAAAUAUCGGAGGGGAAUUCUGUCAGUUCCUAUUUGAAGCAGAUCGGCAAAUCGAAGGAUAAGGUCGAUGGACAGAAUGAAGAUACGAAGAAGGCUAGUGGCGAAGCUUCUAAAUCGUCAACUGGCUCUUAUUUGAGAAGGACUAAGAUUUCUCCAACGAAGGAGUCACCGAAAAGCGCUUUUUCACCACAGAAAAACCAGCAGGAAGCGACUACCAGCACUUCAUUGCAAUCGAAGGCAAACUCAGAAGGAAUGGAAGAGCCUAAUGAUAGAGUUACUAGGCAGGAAAGUAAUGUAUCAGAUAUCGGUAGUAUAUUGUCCAGACAGGGAAGCCUCACAGUGCUGGACUGUACAGCGAAGAAUAUCUACAAAGACUACUCGCCUUACCCUACCUUGCAAAAGAAUAGUCUAUGUAAAGAAGAUGGUUUGAGGAAAAACACGCUGCUUCAUUAUACAGACAGUGUUUGCUCCAACACAAGUAUAUCCAAGAACGAAGAUUUCCUUUAUAAUGCACGAAACGAGACUAACAAAGAAGACUGCGUAUCCAUCCAAGAAUCAAACCCCGAACCGAAGAAGCCCGUGUACGAUGGAAAGUUGCCUAAUUCGUUGACAGAGUAUGCAGGGUGUUACAAGAACGUUGAUCUGUGCAGACAGGACAGUUUUGGUUCUGAUAGUGCAGUCGGUACGAUGAAGAGUGACUUCUUCGCGGAUUUGGAUUUCGUUCAAUUGAGGGACGGUAGGCACACACCAGAUAUGUGCCAUACUCCGGAACGAUGUUACACGCCUAACCGGGCCUCGUCACCGAUAGAGAGCACAGCCUUGUGAAUCGUCCUCACUAAUUUGAUCUCUACGUACGCUUGAUCAAAAAUUUCGUUACCUAACUCGAUCAUUUCGUUUAACAUUCAUCGAACGUGACGUAGUAUUAUUAACAAUUUGACGUCCAGUAUUAAUGAAUCUCAUUGUUCUUACAUAAUCUUGAAGGAUUCGCAUUCCUGCAACAUCUUGCCUUGUGGUGUUUAAAUAAUUAUAAGACUAACGAAAACAUUCCAUCCAGGAUCUUGUCUGACGCAUACAGAAUCGGUACAACUAACGCGUGCUUUUUAGAGAUGCGCGAAACACGUGAUCAAGUUUUUUUUUUUACAAGUGUUUCCGGGAACACUGGAACGAUCGGUGCAUCUCCAGUUUAUUUUUACUUUUUUUUUUUAAUGGAAAGACGGGAUUUUAUCGAAGAAGUUGUAAACGUUAUUGUAGAGUCAGUUUUGUAGAAUAGAUUGUAAAAAAAUGAUAUUCUUUACCGGAUAUACAUAUAUGUACAUCAUACUGUAAGAUAUAUUAUGGAGAUGUGCAUGUACAGAUCAUAUCAGGCAUGUAUAAGCUUUGACGCAUCAAUUAUAUCUUUGCGGUUCACACAGAAAUGGGACAUCACCUAUUCGAUAUUAACAAGCUCUUCUUCAUCUUGUUAUUUAGAUAUUUUAUUUGUAAAUCGAAGGCACGAAAUUUUAUUUAACUUAACGAUGAUCAACAUCUAAGUACACGUCGUAGCAAAGAUAUAAAUGAUGACGAAUUAGUAUGAUGUGUAUAAUACGAAUAAAUGUACAUAUAGUUUUGUAUAUAUAUAUUCCAACAUUCGUCACAUGUUCAAAACACUGUUUACAGAACAUAUAUUUAACAGUAAAAAGCUUUAUAUUGAUAAUGUAGAGAUGAAAGUUCUUUUGAUACUAUUAAAAAGAGAAGAGUUGUAUUUCUAUUACAUUCUAAUCGUAAGCAGAGUGUUCCCUAAUUUUAUCGAGAUAGAAUGAAAUAUAGAACACGAGAUCUAGAUCACUUUACACAUGUGUUGCAUUUAAAUCAAAAGAGAUUUUCAGUAUAAGAAUGGAACUUUGCGUUCUGUGAAAUUUUAAUCACCUUAUUACCUUUGCAUUUCCUUACCAUGUAAUUUUCUAAUAUCAAUUUGAUUUCUUCACUUUGCAAAGGAGAUGGAUUAGUUUCAAUGUCAUUGUUAUCGAGAACACACCAGUUACACCAAAUACAUGUUUGUUAUCUGUGAUAAAAAGUGUUUUGCAGCAGUCUACGAUUGGACAAUUUCGUGAAGAAACGUUACUAUGAAGAGAACCCCAAUUCUUAUACUUUAAUGCGUAUUAAAAUUUGCAAUGCUCUGAAGAAAACUGAGGGAUAUGAAAAUUAUGAACGGUACGUGCAAUGAACGGCUUUGUAGAAAAUGAGCGAGUAAUUAAAAGAUAGAAUGCAAUUAAUUUUCUUAUGAACGAAAUUGCGUUGAAGUUCGAGCUUAUCGAAUUUUCAUAUUAAACUGAAAAUGGCCUACGUGCUAUCGGUUGUUCCAAAUUUUUAAUCUCAACUGCGCACGCCGAAUGUACACAUAUUUAAACAAAUUUAUAAUUAAUCAUCAAUGGAAUAAAUAACAUAAGAAUAAUCAAAAUGCAUAUGUUAAACGAGUAAGUAGUAACUCGUUAAUAGAACGAUCUUCAGCGAACAGUAUUAAUCUCGUUAUCGUUGCUUACCGUAGUAUACAACGUAGGAAAUGUUUGUAAAACAUGCGACGGGCACAAAAAAGGGAACUCUGUAAACUUCUGUAUAAAAAGAAGAAAACCUUUCGAACGGUUAGACACGUUAUUUUUAUAGUCUGCACGAAUAAUUGUCGCGCCCCUUCUGUUCAUUACUCAUUACGAUGAUCAUAAGGAGCGUAAACAAAUUUGAACCCCUCGCAAAUUAUUUUUCUUCACCCCGAUAACGAACUCUACAUAGGAUCGAGAGUAUAUUUCGUAUAAAACUGUGUUAGGGAUAAAAUGAAUCGCGAGAAGAGUGAAACGAACGAACGCGAAACAAUUUGAUCCCAUAUUUUUGUGACUGUUAGCAAUAAUAAAUACGCGGUGAAAACGUUAUCGUUUUCGAAUAAGAGACUGGGUAACGGGCACGUUGUUCUUUCCACAGCACAUUUGUUAAUAGUAUAUAAUGUACGAUGAAAAAACGAUUUAUUCAGACUUUUAGAUACUAUCUGCCGUAAUUAAAAAUUCGUCCCGACGAUUGCUCAAAAUUUCGGAUCUACAGAAAUUGUAUAACGUUUUUUAUAUGUCUUUGCUAUGUGUUAGUUGACAUUUCCGAAUCGUUUUCUGUGCUAAGUGUUAUGCGAUUAGGGAACAGCUGGUUUUAUUUAACAUUCUAAUAAUACAGAGAAAAACGAGAAAAAUAAAUGGUUGAGAAUAUGA